Vigna radiata var. radiata (mung bean) is the source of this 1360-nucleotide messenger RNA. RefSeq lists its product as uncharacterized. The transcript has 2 exons. The record is from RefSeq and is a predicted model, not a curated record. The coding region runs from base 281 to 1114 and encodes 277 amino acids. Lineage: Eukaryota; Viridiplantae; Streptophyta; Magnoliopsida; Fabales; Fabaceae.
AAUAUCAAGGAAUCCUAUCUAAGAAGUAAUUCUCCUUAGUGGGACCACCUGGACCAUGCUCAAAAUUGUCAUCUUCAACAAAGAUAAACACUUAAACCAUGAAAGAGUUUUCCAUAAGGGCACAUUCAUGGUGAUGAAAUUCCCCAAAAGCUUACAUCUUUUGCUUCAAUAAUUCAACACCCAAUUUUCAAGUUUCAUUCUUUGAUCAGUUUUGCUUUCUAUUUCUCAUAUAAUAGAUCAACCAACCUGGUUUUUUGGUGAUCACUCUUGAACCAUCUUAAUGGAUAUUGAUGAGUGGGAGUUUCUGUCUGAUGAUGGGUACCUUGAUUUCAACGAAGAUGGUGAGAAGCAAAAGCAAAAGAAUUCACUUGGAAAGGGAAAGUUGGACUCAAAGAGUGUGUUUGACAUGGACUACUUUUGCUCGUCACCACCACCACCACCAAGGGUGCGCACUCAGCUAGUUCCUUUGCCGAUUGAAUUGGAGCCAAGAAUUGGCGUGGCCCCAAAAGAUGUUUUGGUGAAAGACAUCAUAAAAAAUGGUCCUGUGGGAUUGGAUGCAGUUGCCCCAUCAGAGAAAACAAAGGAUUUUGAGGCAGUGGAGGCUGAUAGAGUGAAGGUUUUCUUCAAGAUCAAGGAGAAGAGUGAUUUUGCUGACAUGAAAAUGGACUCCCCCAAGUCAAGUAACAGGGGAAUCUUGCCUCCAAUUGAUGCAGGAGGCUUCAAAUUUGAGGACAAAGGUGAAACCAUAGAGAUCAUCACCUCUCCCAGAAGAAGGGUUAUGGAGAAGGAAGUGUCUGAGAAAGAAGAGAAGUCCACUUGGGAGGAAGAAAAUAGCAGUGGUUUCAACUUGUGGAAAUGGAGUUUGACUGGUGUUGGAGCCAUAUGUUCUUUUGGUGUUGCUGCUGCUACUAUUUGUGUUCUCUUCUUUGGAAGCCAGCAAAGGAACAAACUAAAGCAGGAUCAGAAAAUCCGGUUCCAGAUCUAUGCUGAUGACAAGAGGAUUAAGCAAGUGGUGCAGCAUGCAACCAAAUUAAAUGAUGUAAUUUCUGCAGCAAGAGGUGUUCCUAUGAGCAGAGCUCAUAUAAGUGUUGGUGGUUAUUACGAUGGUCUCUGAAGCAUUGAUUAGGUGAGUUCAUGAAGCAAUUGGAAUGUACAAUGGAUGAAUAGUUCAUAAGAUAUCUAUGAAUCUGGCCAUAUUCUAUAUUGCUGUAAAUAACUGAUGCCACAUUUCUGUCAAAAAAGAAAACCAUGAUGCUAGAUUGUUGAUGUUUGCUCUGUAUAUUUUCUGUGAUCUUGUAAUUUAAGUCACAGAUUGUAGUCACUUUUAUUAUUAUUUGAUUAUUAUUUUUGAACUAGUAUA